Molecule: messenger RNA, 957 nt
Organism: Naegleria gruberi
Lineage: Eukaryota; Heterolobosea; Eutetramitea; Acrasida; Naegleriidae
Exons: 1
Coding region: 1-957 (318 amino acids)
Source: RefSeq, a predicted model, not a curated record
AUGAUCAAACAUCCACUAGGGGAAGAUUUUUCGAUCGGAGGAGGAGAUGAAGCCUCCGAUAAGAAGAAUUCAUCAUCUUCAACUAAAAGGACCAGUAGUGUCGGAAGUAAUGGCAACAACUCUAAUUCUUCAUCAUCAGUAUUAAAUCUGGAUAAUGUAACACCGACUCUGUAUGCCAAUUUUAUAAAGGAAACAAUCAAGAAGAGUAAUUUAUUUCAUUUCAUAUCAAUAUCCGUUGGAUAUUCAUUCAAUUGUUAUGCUCAUCAUGAAACGGUGGUGAAAUUACUCACUCUCAUGGUGAAUAAAUUGAUGAAGGAUUAUCCAGAUUUAUUGGAUGAAAGUGAUAGGACAUUCUUAUUGGAAAAACCAACUUCAGAAGAGUGUGCCAUGUCCUCUCUGAAUCAAUUAGAUAUUAAAGUAAUUUCAUAUGAUGUCAUGAUGCUUAUUGAUACUAAAUUGGUUAAAUGGUCGAAUAGUGGAAGUAGCAGCAAUUCGAAUCUCAAUCAACAAGAUAAUGAUGAAUCAGUUAAAUUAUCCAUAGAAAAGGAGAAUAGGAUUACUAUCACCAAGAUGGAUAUUCUCAAAUUAAAAAGAGACAUCCUACGAGUUGGUGCUCUCGUACACUUGUACAGAAAAUGGAAGAAGGGUCAAUUGAAUACAGAAAAUUGGAUUUGGUCAAGUUUUGAAAAAGUUCUCACUCAAGCCAUGAAAACAACUCCACAGACAGUUCUUUUGGAUGGUGUAAUUGUUGCACCUAAAUGUGCAAUGCCAGAAUCUAAAAUGGUUUUCAAUCCAGAGUAUGAGGAAGAGGAAGAAUCAAAUCCAAUUCUGAAAUUAGCAUUUGCUUUGGAUAUUGGUUUUGUAACGUGUGAGGUUGACCAAUUGAGUAAUUAUAACACAAGAUGGACAAGAGGAUUAAAACCUUUUGUUGAAAAAUUGGAAAAUUAUGAAUGGUAA